Messenger RNA from Prosopis cineraria, 1601 nucleotides. RefSeq names its product TOM1-like protein 3. Gene Ontology annotation, molecular function: phosphatidylinositol binding; ubiquitin binding. The record is from RefSeq and is a predicted model, not a curated record. Gene Ontology annotation, biological process: protein transport to vacuole involved in ubiquitin-dependent protein catabolic process via the multivesicular body sorting pathway. Lineage: Eukaryota; Viridiplantae; Streptophyta; Magnoliopsida; Fabales; Fabaceae.
UCAAGAAGCGUUUGAGCAGUAAAAAUCCCAAAAUACAACUCCUGGCUCUUUUUGCAUUGGAGACUCUCAGCAAAAAUUGCGGUGAAAGUUUAUUUCAGCAGAUCAUUGAGCGAGAUAUUUUGCAUGAAAUGGUGAAGAUAGUGAAGAAGAAGCCUGACUUAAAUGUCAGGGAAAAGAUACUGAUUUUGAUUGAUAUGUGGCAAGAAGCUUUUGGCGGUCCAAGUGGAAGAUUCCCCCAGUUCUAUGCAGCAUAUAAUGAACUAAGGUCUGCUGGAGUUGAAUUUCCGCCACGGGAAGAGAAUAGGGCACCCCUGUUCACUCCUCCUCAAACCCAGCCGAUUGUUUACCCUACUGCAGAAUAUGAUGAUGCUGCAAUUCAAGCUUCUCUUCAGUCGGAUGCUUCUGGCCUUAGCCUGCCAGAGAUUCAAAGUGCUCAAGGACUAGCUGAUGUAUUGAUGGAAAUGCUCAGCGCUUUGGAUCCAAAAAAGCCUGAGGGUGUGAAGCAAGAAGUAAUUGUUGACCUUGUUGAUCAGUGCCGCUCUUACCAAAAGCGGGUCAUGCUUCUUGUGAAUAAUACUGCGGAUGAGCAACUUUUGAGCCAGGGAUUGGCACUGAACGACAGCCUGCAACGUGUACUUGGCCGACAUGAUGAUAUUCAAAAUGGAACUCUUAAUUCAGGUGCAACUGCGAGAGGAACAGAAACCUCUGUUCUUCCGCUUGUCAAUGUAAACCAUGAGGAUGAUGAGUCGGAAGAUGACUUUGAUCAGUUAGCUCACAGGUCAAGGGAUACUCAUGCACUGGGUCGUAAGCCAGCCAAUGACAAGGCAGAAAGUGUGAGAAUAAAUCAAAUUCUUCCCCCACCACCAGCAUCAAGGAAGCCUGUAGUCUCUGAUUCUGGCAUGGUUGACUAUCUUAGUGGUGACGCCUACAAAGUAGACAGCUCAGAAAGCCCCAUUUCGGUUCCAUCUCAUUCUAGCCCUUGUCCUUCAUCACCCCCUUCUCAUGGCAUGAGCACGUCGUCGCCAACUUUUACCAGACAAGCCGUGUAUGAUGAACCGUCUCCCCUUAGCAAAUCAGAUCACCUUCCUCCAGCUCCCUGGGACACCCAAUCUUCUGGAGUACUUCCACCCCCACCAUCAAAGUAUAACCAGAGACAACAGUUUUUGAGCAGCAAGGCAGGUCAUUCAAGUAGCGGAUCCAAUUCCUCUUACGAUAGCUUGGUGGGACACGCGCAGAAUUUGUCUUUGAAUUCAUCUACCCCAGCCAAACAAGAGAAGCCAGAAGAUGCCCUUUUCAAAGACCUGGUUGACUUUGCUAAAUCGAAGACUUCUUCGUCUUCAAAACCAAAUAGGUCAUAUUGAGAAGUUGUGUUUGUAUUGCUUUUGGUGGUACAGCUUCCAUGCAUAUUGAUCGAGUUUUGCCUCAUAUCUGAGAUGACUAUUUCAUGCUUGCCCUUAGGAACCGUCGUAUGCGAUUUUUCCCCGUGCAUGUGUCUAGUUUAAUCCAUUUGAUGCAUAUAUUCAUGUAUAUUAUUGGUCAUAAAGAAUUUGGUGACUCGUGUUUUCAAUAAUAUUGGAUUCUUAGCAUCCAAGUUUCCUGAA